AUGUCUGCGUACGAAAUGCCCGUGGCUUUUGCCGUCGCCCUUUCCCGGCAUUACAUGGUCUCCGGGACGGGCUUCCGCGUGCGGUCAGCAGAUGUCUGGGACUACUGGUGUGUGCUUCCCGUGAGGGUCUUCAUGGGGUGCAGCAGGCAAGCCCAGGAGCAUACAAGGAGCACCGCUGGCAGCAACCAGAUGGAUCCGUUCCAUUACAUCCACUUGUCCGGGGUCAAGGCCGAUAUUCGUGGCUCGCACAUUGGCCUCUUCGUUCAACACAACACGAAGACGAAGUCCACCUCCGCACUGGUCAUCAAUCUCCUCGAUGGCCGCCUUAGCCAUGCUAUAGAAGAACCUCUAGCACGAGUCCGAGAUGCAAUAAUCCAGCAAGCGAGUUCUUGUAGGGGCGCAAAUCCUCGCUUCGGCCUUUUCAUCUACCUCUCCAGCUCUCUGAGAUGGUGGGACAACGUCUUGAGCUGCUUCAACCAGCAACUCGUCAUGCAUGAGAAGCAACUGCAAUCGGAAAUCGGAUACCACACGCCAGCCUUCUCGGGCCGUAGCAAGGACAUCAACGCCUCGUUGCACAUUAUGGCCGCACACCUGCACAGAUACAAGACCGAGCUUGACCGCACCGAACUCAUUCUCCAAGAUGUGCUGUCCUCUAGGUUUGGCACUAGACUGACGACUAGCGAUGCCGACACCGACGACAGCAGCGUUGCAGCUGACGUCAUGAAAGGCGAACGACUCAAGUCACAGCUCCGGGUGAUCCUUAGCUUCACGGAUGAAAUGGAGAAGAAGAUCCAAAACAUUCUGAAUCUGCUUUUCAACCAAAUCCAAGUGGCCAACGACAGCACUUUACAAGCCAUCCUCAGAGCAGCGCAGGCUGAUAACAAGCUCUCCCAGAGGAUGGCAUUCCAGUCUCACGAGCUCACCAUCAGCAUGAAGAAUGACAGUAUUGCCAUGAAGACGAUUGCCAUCCUGACAAUGAUCUUUCUUCCCGCAACUUCGUUCGCUGCCAUCCUGUCCAUGCCUUUCUUCAACCAAACAGAGUACAUGAUGGUGCCGUCGCAUUCCUGGAUUUGGGGUAUCCUAACGCUAGUCUUCACACCUGUCGCCUUUGGGGUGUUUUUUCGCAUCACCCAGACUCGUGAAAAUACCAAUCUCGACACGGCCGACGGCGGAGGCUCGUCAAAUGGCUCGGCCGAAGAGCAGGGCACGCCGCAGGGAGGAGCAGGACAAUAA
Messenger RNA from Gaeumannomyces tritici R3-111a-1, 1233 nucleotides. RefSeq lists its product as hypothetical. Bases 1 to 1233 code for a protein of 410 amino acids. The record is from RefSeq and is a predicted model, not a curated record. Lineage: Eukaryota; Fungi; Ascomycota; Sordariomycetes; Magnaporthales; Magnaporthaceae. The transcript has 5 exons.